CGAAAGCCGCAUAACGUUGCUUGAUCAAACCCCACACUGUCGAUUGACGGGCCGGCAGACAAUUCGAUUUCGCGCGCCCCAGCGACCCCAGCGACGAGCACCUCGACGGCGUCAAUAUUCAACCUAACAACGGCGGGCAGGCAGGAAGGCUUACUUUCGACUACAGGCUACCGCUCUCGACAUUACCAACCAGUCACCAUGUCGAACCUCUUCCGGUCGCUCGCAUCCUCGAUGCGCGCGCUUUCCCUCGCCGCUCCUCGCGCGACUGCCGUCAACACCACCAAGACCGUUGUCUCGACACACCAGACACGAUGCCUCUCUCAGGGCCUCCUCUCCCGCCACAUUUGCACGCCCAUGUGCUCCCAUAACAGACCCGUCGCCGUGUGCCAAAGCGCCAAGAACGGCCUGCAGUCGAAGCAGCAAUCGAGGGGCAUGAAGGUUCACUCCGCUAUCAAGAAGCGAUGCGAGCAUUGCAAGGUCGUGCGUCGCAAGGCCAACAAGAGGCAAAACGGCUACCUCUACAUCAUUUGCCCUGCGAAUCCCAGACACAAGCAGCGCCAGGGCUACCGGUGAACAUGCCGAUGACGAUAUCGACAGUGGAGUGGCACAUGGUGUGUACAACGAGCGCUCAACAACGGUCUUGGUCUUGUGGUUUUAUUUUCGGGUCUACAUAGAAGGAUUGGGCUGUACGAUACGUUAGGCGAAAGGACCAUCUUGAACAACGAGCGCCGACUCGCAUGCCGAUACGGAGACGUGUAUAUCAGACCUGGCAUUUAACGGGCCUUUUUUUCUUGUCGCCCAGCAUAAGGGAUGGCCCGUCAUGACGAUUCAGCAACGAGAUUGGGAUAAACCGAACCCAGAAACGGUCUGGUCGUGUGGAUGAUACCAGCGCGUACGGCCUCAGCCAAAUGACAAGGAAUGCGACCCAUGAACAAGAGAACGGUUCUUCGGUGGGUGAAGGCCGAGGCGAGAUAUGGUCUCUUCGACAGUUACAGACCAUCAAUAUACCUCUCCAUAUUUUCCCAUUCUGUCUUGCCUGUCGAGAGCAGAUAGCGAAUGUGGUCCUUGUGAGUGAGACAGGCCAGUGUCAGUAGCAAAAGGGACGCAAGCAAAAUUGAGAAAUCGGACAAGGAGGAAUACGAACAAGGUCAGUGACAUGGCGGUUUCUCUCAAACUCGGCGCGGGCCAUCCUUCUCGUCUCGGCACGCGUGGCCGGGUCCGGAAUCCGGCGGGUCGCCCGCAUGAUGGUGCGGUACAAGGCCAAAACUCGGGCUCUUUGGAGAAACUAAGUAGAGACGGUAGAUUGGAAAACUCAUCCUCAUUACGAGAUGAGUGGGAGCGACUUACAUGUUCCAAACUCAGUGUGUUCCCCAGACGAGGCCGCGGGCGGCUUGCAUAUUCCCGAAUGCAAAGCCGCAGAGCUGGCAAGCACCGUACAAGUGGUGCUGAGUGGUUCAUGGAAAUGGGGUGUUAUGAGGGUGAAGUUUGUGUCUGUGAUGAGAUUGGUUGAUUCAUACCCCGAGCUUUGCUGAUUAGAAUACUCCUUUGGAUGAGUGAAGGGAGCAAGCAGAUCAGGCUUGGCAUCGAAGUGUGUGGUAUGUAGCAAAGUUGAGGUAAGAUACUUAUGCACACUAUGCUUCAAUAGGAAAGGCCCUGCAGCAGAUACAAAGUACCUUUGUGUGAUGAGGCAUCACGUAGAAUAGAAGUGGCUUUAAC
Messenger RNA from Neurospora crassa OR74A, 1716 nucleotides. RefSeq names its product ribosomal protein L36. Bases 199 to 573 code for a protein of 124 amino acids. The transcript is spliced from 2 exons. Gene Ontology annotation, biological process: translation. Gene Ontology annotation, molecular function: structural constituent of ribosome. NCBI's taxonomy places the organism in Eukaryota, Fungi, Ascomycota, Sordariomycetes, Sordariales, Sordariaceae. The record is from RefSeq and is a predicted model, not a curated record. Gene Ontology annotation, cellular component: ribosome.